Molecule: messenger RNA, 2759 nt
Organism: Nyctereutes procyonoides (raccoon dog)
Lineage: Eukaryota; Metazoa; Chordata; Mammalia; Carnivora; Canidae
Gene: TNK1
Product: tyrosine kinase non receptor 1
Exons: 13
Coding region: 133-2124 (663 amino acids)
Biological process (GO): positive regulation of cell population proliferation; cell surface receptor protein tyrosine kinase signaling pathway; multicellular organism development
Cellular component (GO): basal plasma membrane; signaling receptor complex
Molecular function (GO): ATP binding; transmembrane receptor protein tyrosine kinase activity; protein binding
Source: RefSeq, a predicted model, not a curated record
AUUUAGGGCUGGCGGCCAGGGCGGCUCCGUAACCGCCGCUUCCGCCUUCGCCAGGUGAGGGUCCAAGGGAGCGGGGCCGCCAGGGACCGGGCCUGGCCGGGCAGCCGCCGCUUGAGGGAGCCUUCUGCAGACAUGCUCCCCGAGGCGAGCUCGCUGUGGCUGCUGCGGCUGCUUCGCGACAUCCAGCUAGCCCAGUUUUACCGACCCAUCCUCGAGGAGCUUAAUGUUACCCGGCCAGAGCACUUCGACUUUGUCAGGCCCGAGGACCUGGACGGCAUUGGCAUGGGCCGGCCUGCCCAGCGCAGACUCGCCGAAGCUCUGAAGAGGCACCGUUCAGGACUCAAGACUAAAAACUGGGUAUACAAGAUCCUUGGGGGAUUUACACCCGAGCAGAAGGAGACCAUCCCACCUUCAGACAGCCCCCCGGCCCUCCCUGAUCAGGAAGGGGGGCUCAAGUGUCUGAUCCCAGACAGUGCUGUGUGCAGAGGGGAGCUGCUGGGCUCUGGCUGCUUUGGAGUGGUGAACCGGGGGGUAUGGACACUGCCCAGCGGCCAGAGUGUCCCCGUGGCUGUCAAGUCCCUCCGGGUGGGUCCUGAAGGCCCCAUGGGCACAGAGCUGGGGGACUUCCUUCGAGAGGUGUCAGUCAUGAUGAGCUUGGAGCACCCACACGUGCUGCGUCUACACGGCCUGGUCCUGGGCCAGCCUCUGCAGAUGGUGAUGGAGCUGGCGCCGCUGGGCUCCCUGCAUGCGCGCCUCACCGCCCCGCCGCCCACACCGCCACUGCCCGUUGCCCUGCUCUGCCUCUUCCUGCGGCAGCUGGCGGGGGCCAUGGCGUACCUGGGGGCCCGGGGGCUGGUGCACCGUGACCUGGCCACGCGCAACCUGCUGCUGGCAUCCCCGCGCACUGUCAAGGUGGCCGACUUCGGGCUGGUGCGCCCGCUGCGCGGUGCCCGGGGCCGCUACAUCAUGGGCGGGCCCCGCCCCAUCCCCUACGCCUGGUGUGCUCCAGAGAGCCUGCGCCAGGGGGCCUUCUCUUCUGCGUCGGACGUGUGGAUGUUUGGGGUGACACUGUGGGAGAUGUUCUCUGGGGGCGAGGAGCCCUGGGCCAGGCUCUCCCCGUACCUCAUCCUGCAGCGGCUGGAACAGGAUCGGGCCCGGCUGCCUCGGCCUCCCCUCUGCUCCAGAGCUCUCUACGCCCUCGCCUUGCGCUGCUGGGCCCCCCACCCAGCCGACCGGCCUAGCUUUUCCAACCUGGAGGGGCUGCUCCAAGAGGCCUGGCCUCCCGAGGGACGUUGUGUGAGGGAUGUCAUGGAGCCAGGCGCCCUAAGAAUGCAGACGGGUGACCCCGUCACCAUCAUCGAGGGCAGCCCUGAUUCCACAACCUGGAAGGGCCAGAACGGCCGCACCCUCAAAGUGGGGAGCUUCCCAGCCUCAGCAGUGACGCUGGCAGACUCGGGGGGCUCACCAGCUCCCCACCUACUCCACAGAGUCUUCCCCCCGGCCCAGGGCGAGCGGCGCCAGGGAAACAUAGAUGGGGACCGCGGGAAGGCAAAGCUUCGGGAUUUACCUCCAGCUCGGGGCCAGAGAAGGCACAUGCCCCUGCAGAAGAUGAAAGUUAUUUCCAAGAGUCUGGAGUCCGUUCUGUCCCUGGGCCCCCGCCCCACAGGGGGUGGUUCAAGCCCCCCCGAACUUCGCCAUGCCAGAGCUGUGCCCCAGGGACCCCCAGGCCUGCCAUCCCGACCUCCCUUUGCCUGCAGCCCUUCUCAGCCCAGCCAGCCCCCCAGGGAGCAGCCUCCCUGGCCCAAAAGAGAACCCCCUCACGGUCACCCCUCGGGAGCAUCUGGAGCUAGCAAAGCCACCGUCCCCUCUGGAGGCCUCUCGCCAGACUCCGAGUUGCAGAGGCAGAUUAUGGAGGUGGAGCUGAGCGUGCAUGGAGUCACCCACCAGGAGUGCCAGGCCGCGCUGAGGGCCACCGGGGGAGACGCGCUUUCUGCCAUCCGGAACCUCAAGGUGGACCAGCUCUUCCAUCUGAGUAGCCGCUCCCGAGCUGACUGCCGACGCAUUCUGGAACACUACCAGUGGGAUCUCUCGGCUGCCAGUCGCUAUGUCCUGGCCCGGCCCUGAGCUCUGCCCCUGGGGGUUGGAUACCAGCCUGGAUCAAGGGCCUGGCCGCGUGUGACCAGCAGAACCAGAACAGGCCCUGUCAGGAGGCAGAACGUCCCACCUGGGCAGAUGGUGCCCUAGGCAGGAACAGGAGGAGCCCAGGGUCACGCACUGACGAGUGGCUCCUGCCCUUAUGCCCCUGGGCCUCUGAGGGCUCCAGCUCCCUCGGCUGGUUCCUAGAAAGAUCUAGUCUGGUCUGCCUACCACAUUCCCAACCAAGAGAAUUUGGAGGGACAGAGCUGCCACACAUCACAUCCGCAGGAAGCUUCCACUUGCUACAGAGAACAAGCCAACGGGCACGCUGGACCGCAGGAACAGCCAUUGCGAACUGCCCUCCGCUCCCACAUGGACUCUGUGGGCGCAGCCAUCUUGGAUGCUAGAAGCAACUGUACUGACUUGGGGUGCGUGGCCCAGACUGCCCUGGCUUGGUCCAGGGCCAUAAUGGAUGAAGGUGCCCUCUUGAAAUCAAGGACACUGGGUCUUGGCAGCAUGGAUGAUGAAACAGGCCAGCCCCCACCCAGCCCAGCCGUCAUCUAUCCCUUGGUUUCUUCCCAUACCAGCUCUCUCCUCUCUCCCAUUACAUAUAUCUUCCAGUA